CUUUAUUGUUUCAAAAGAGACAAACUAACCCCAGGUGUGCAUUAAGACAUACAUUAGAGAGAAGCAUGCACCUGCCCUGGGGUCUCAAGCCUCCUAAUGACGAAAUGGUACUACUAAUUUUCAGAGGAUUAUAUAAAGGAGACCAAGAACAACAUACUUCAUCUUCACAAAGACAACAGUUCCAAUAUGGAGUGGAAAGGAAGGCAACUGGUCCAGUUGUUAAUGCUCAUGUUUGUGCUAGAAGUUACUCUUUGCCAACACUGGUCAUACGGUUGGCUUCCUGGUGGAAAGAGAAGUGUCGGUGAAGUAGAAGCAACAUUUCGUAUGAUGGAUGGUGGUGACUCAGUGCUGUCUAUUCCUGCUGACUCUCCAAUGGAGCCACUUCCACCAAUACACAUAGUGAAUGAGGUGGAUGCCGAAGGUUUGCCUCUGAAGAUGCAAAGAUUUCCCAACAGACGAGGAAGAAUAUAAAAAUAAAAGAUGCAUCUUUAAAUCAGUUAAAAUAAAAUUGGUUUUAUCAUUUGGAAAGAAAAUGUCAUGUUAAAAUGUAAAAAACAUUCCUGUUAAAAUAUCCUUAAUCUCUGAAUGUAAUUAAUAUAACACUGCGGGGUACAUAAUUGUUUAAAGUGUACUAAUGAUACAAAUAUAUUAAUUAUAGGUAUUUAAAGAACAAAAGAUUUGUACACUGAUAAAAUAAUCAAAAGCCCAUUUCAAUAAAAACAUGAAUACACGUUUCCACAAUUUCUCAUCCACAUGGUGGCACUCUUGUACCAGGAUAUAUAUAAACCAAAACACUUUCUCCCUUUUUGCAAUUAUAUUUCUAUUUUUUGUGUAUUAGGCUGUAAUUAGUUAAAUCGUUAAAUUAUAGCCGUUUAAACAUGUCUGCUGUGAUCAAUAAACAUAC
Messenger RNA from Triplophysa rosa, 904 nucleotides. RefSeq names its product gonadotropin-releasing hormone 3 (gene gnrh3). Gene Ontology annotation, molecular function: hormone activity. Gene Ontology annotation, cellular component: extracellular region. The coding region runs from base 187 to 471 and encodes 94 amino acids. The transcript is spliced from 4 exons. The record is from RefSeq and is a predicted model, not a curated record. Gene Ontology annotation, biological process: multicellular organism development. NCBI's taxonomy places the organism in Eukaryota, Metazoa, Chordata, Actinopteri, Cypriniformes, Nemacheilidae.